Messenger RNA from Aspergillus caelatus, 2367 nucleotides. RefSeq names its product alkaline phosphatase-like protein. Lineage: Eukaryota; Fungi; Ascomycota; Eurotiomycetes; Eurotiales; Aspergillaceae. The transcript has 9 exons. The record is from RefSeq and is a predicted model, not a curated record. The coding region runs from base 1 to 2367 and encodes 788 amino acids. Gene Ontology annotation, biological process: GPI anchor biosynthetic process. Gene Ontology annotation, cellular component: endoplasmic reticulum membrane.
AUGGGGUGGCACUUCCGCACUGCUCUUCUUCUCCUCGCAAAUGCCUUCAUUCUCGUAUCAGCUAUUGUAUUCGCCGCAGGGCUUUUUCGACCCAUACCACCCUCAUCAAGUAGUGCAGCUUUGGUAGAUGAUGGACCGAUAUCCGAAGUCGCACCUUUCCAGAAAGUGGUCUUCUUGAUAGUCGAUGCACUGCGAAGUGAUUUUGUCUACGGCCUUGAUUCAAACUUUGAAUUUACACAGAAUUUGAUCCGCCUGGGUGCCGCCAUGCCAUUCACGGUGAAAACUAGCUCGCCUAGUCUGACAAGAUCUUGUGUUAUGGCUAUGACGAUUGGCUCAGCCUCCAGCUUUCUCGAUGUCUUUAAUAAUGCGGAUGAUGGCCCUGGUAGACCUGACAAGAGGGACACAUGGCUGGCACGUCUUAAAGCUGCGGGGAAGGGCAAAUUACUCUUUUACGGUGAUGAUACGUGGGCGCAACUGUUUCCUGAUCUCUGGGAUCGGGGCCAUUUCCACUCAGCACUGUUUGUUCCAGACCUUCACUCCAUUGAUAUAAAUAUCACAACCUCUGCCUUGGAUGAACUUCAUCGUGAUGACUGGAGCGCCAUGGUCCUUCAUCUUCCUGGGAUCGAUCAUAUUGGGCACAUGGGCGGUGCUGGCAGCCACCUCAUGGCGUCUAAGCAAAAGCAAAUGGAUAAUAUUGUUCAGAAGAUAUAUACACGCCUGGAACAAGAGGUCCAUCUAAGCUCAACCCUCCUUAUAGUUGGUGGUGAUCACGGCAUGGAUCAGCUAGGAGGCCAUGGUGGCGGGUCUGAUCCAGAAAUAUCGGCCGCAAUGAUGUUCAUAUCACCGCACUUGCAGUCCAUCAAUCAAGGCUACGAAUCUCCUACAACACCUAGUGGGGGUAUGUUUGACUACUAUACUAGUAUCAAACAAGUUGAUCUUGUACCUACUAUUGCGGGGCUUCUGGGGAUUCCCAUACCUAAUGACAGUAUUGGGAUGUUCAUUCCAGGGCUUCUGCCUAUUUGGAAGAAUAUGGUGGAUCGGGUUCAGUUAAUCAUUGGCAAUAUUAAGCAUCUCCGGGCUUUACUUUGCAAAAACGACUGUAUCACCAAUAUGUCUGACAUGGUUGGCAAUCGCAUCCAGAAAGUCAUGGAGACCGCCACAAUAGGAAUCAUUCGAGUCUCCCUUCUUCUUUGCGGCAUUAUUACUGCAUUUAUUGCGCUUUUGCUCUCUUGCUAUGCUUGUGACUCAUUUAGUUGGUUUAACUGGAACUUCUUCACGUUCAAUCUAUUCUACACUGUCUAUGGGCUCUCAAUGAUGUCCCAGUAUAUUGUGGAGAGUGAGCAUCACUUCUGGUUCUGCAGUUCUACCCUGUGGAUAGGCUACCUAGUAUUCAUCGCCGGUCGACACUCUCGCACACAUAGUUUUUCUUGGGUACAUGGUCACAAAGCAAAGCUUGGAGACGUAUACGAUGUUCGAGGUUUUCUCAGCAGGCAUCCUUGUGAUCUUCAGGCCUUGCUUGCAGCCACUUUCCUUGCGACAUCAGUCAAAUUCACUAUGCAACUUACGAAGGUAUUAAACUCGUCUUCGAUAGAGAUUCUCUGUACUGCGCUAGCUCAUGGGGCAAUGACGCUUGCUGCCUUGACUUUCGAGCUAGCUUCUGCGAUUAGAAACGCCCCGGACCAGAUGAAUUGCACGCCGAGGUGGCUGCAAAGCUUUCUUGAGCGGCUAGAACCCCCUUUAGUGGCCCGGUUUGCUUUUCUCUGCUUACUUGGCGGGUUCAUCUACCUUCCUUUGCGUCUCAGGGCCAAGAAACAAGUGACGAUGAAGAAAGAAAUUCUGAAUGUCUAUUUAAUCAUCCAAUCCACCCCGGUAAAUAUACCAUUGUUUCUCGUCUACAGGUUGCAACUCGAGUCACUUUUGGCAAUCCCAACAAGUCUCAGUGCAUUUCAGAUUUGUAUAUCUGUAGUCCUGUUCGGUCAAAGCGCAUUUUUUGCCAUUGGAAAUUCCAACUCCAUUGCUACGCUUAAAUAUACAGACGGGUUCAACGGCCUUAACGCCCACCACUGGCUCCUUAGUCCCGUGCAUACUUUCUGCAGCAACUACGCGGGUCCGAUUUGGUGGAGUUGCAACGGCUUGAGACUACUUGGCACCAGAAUGACGACUGUCAAAGAUCACAUGGGGCUUCGGAGUGCCUUUGUAGCUUAUGGGCUUCUUUGCUCGAUGAUAGCAUGCUUCUUGCUUCGGGAUGGGACGUUUAUUUGGACGGUAAUGGCGCCUAAGUUUACAUACACCCUGCUGUGGACUAUCCCUUUUCAUCUUUUGUUUAAUAUGGGCCUUCCAAUUGUAGUGUGGAUGGCGGCGUCGUGA